Molecule: messenger RNA, 411 nt
Organism: Aureobasidium musti
Lineage: Eukaryota; Fungi; Ascomycota; Dothideomycetes; Dothideales; Saccotheciaceae
Source: the annotation of a GenBank genome assembly
AUGGGUGGUCGCGGUCAGCAGUUCGGCCGUGGCGGUCCUCGCCAGAUGGGUGGCUUCCCUCAGCAGCGCCCUCAGGCUCCUUCCGCCUCUCCCGCUCUUGAUGUCAACGCCCUCAACGCUGCUCCCCCUGCCCAGCAGAAGCAGAUGCUCGGUGAGGCUCUCUACCCCAAGAUCCACGAGCAGCAGCCCGAGCUUGCCGGCAAGAUCACCGGUAUGCUCCUCGAGAUGGACAACGCUGAGCUCCUUGACUUGACCACCGACGACGCCGCUCUCCGCAACAAGGUUGACGAGGCCAUGCGUGUCUACAACGACUACCUCAAGACCCAGGGUAGUGAGGAGGCCGCUCCCGCUCCCAACGGCUCUGAGAACGUUGCUCCUGCUGCCGAGGCCGCCACCGAGGAGAAGGCUUAA